Neltuma alba is the source of this 1836-nucleotide messenger RNA. RefSeq lists its product as uncharacterized. Bases 1 to 1836 code for a protein of 611 amino acids. The transcript is spliced from 7 exons. Lineage: Eukaryota; Viridiplantae; Streptophyta; Magnoliopsida; Fabales; Fabaceae. Gene Ontology annotation, biological process: proteolysis. The record is from RefSeq and is a predicted model, not a curated record. Gene Ontology annotation, molecular function: cysteine-type peptidase activity.
AUGGGGAAGGAUGCACAAAGAAGCAGUAAUUUCUCCGGUUAUGCCUUGUUUACGGAGGAAUUCUACAAGAAAAGCUCAAAGAAGUACAAAUCACUUGAAGCAGGAAAUGCACAAGUGAGAAAGGCAUGGGAUAAAUUAUCAGAACAACAAAGAGAGGAAUAUUGUGAAAGGGCUAAGGCACAAAGACCUCCCACCAAGUCCAAGAAGUAUAUUGUUCCUUUCUAUACAAGAUGUGCACCAAAACAAUUCAUGCAAGUUUGCAAGCACAUCAAAGAAAGGAAGGAACUGAUGGAUAGGCUGAAAAAAAUAGGGUUUGACAAGUUGGUUGAAGUGUGUUGUCACACAAUUCAAAGAGAAUUGUGUGGAGAGUUUAUGUCUGCAGUUGAUGUUGCAUCAAACAACAUUUCCAUAAGAGGGAAGACAAGGAAAAUGAGGGCAAAAGAUGUGCAUGAAUUUCUGGGGCUACCAUUUGACGGAGAAGAGAUUAAAGUAGUUGUGAAUAAUGAAGAUGAAGUGUUCAAGCAGUGGAGGAUUGUGUAUGGCAAUAUUCCAUACAAGAAGAUAGCAUCAUUGUUGACUGAGGAGAACCAAGAUGAAAAUUUUGAGGUGCUGUUUGUCAUGUAUGCAUUGGGAACAUUGUUAUGUCCUAAUGCAAGUAUUUGUGUGGGUGAUUAUUUGUUGAAGGUAAUACUAUCAACAAAGGAUAGAUUGGAUAAGUUUGAUUGGUCCUCUUAUGUGUUGCAUGAACUAUAUAAGGGGAUUGGAGUGUACAAGAAACAAUUGGAAAAAGGCAAGUUGACUGAGAAGAAGAAGAAUGUGCCAGGUUGUCUAUACUUCCUAAUGUUAUAUUGUCUACAAAAUUUUCCAUUGGGAGAAACAAAAGCUGCACAUGUAAAGGAUGCUGUUGCAUAUUGGGAUGAAAAGAAAGUGCAGCAAAGAGUUAAGGAGGAGAAGGAAAGCAAUCGAGGACUCUUGCAUCCGGCAAAGCAAUCCACCAAAUUUGAUCCUGAAAAUUUAACUCACCCGGAGAUCAAAAAGACAUAUACUCGAUUAGUGUCUAUGCUGGGGGAGGAAAUGAUGGCCCUUCAGUCAAGACUAAUGGAGGGUAGUGGCAAUGCAAGUGAAGAGGACAAAGAUGAGGCAGAAGAAUCUGAAGCAGAAGAGGAAAAAGUUGAGAAAGAAAGCUGGAAAAAGAGAACAAUUGAUGAUAGGCAAGCUUUAUUUGACAUGUGCACAGCAAGGUGUAACCAUGAGGAGCAAGAGCAAUACUUUGUAUCGAUGUAUGGAUACUUCCUAACCCGUGGUGAGUUGCAAUGUCUCCAACGUAGAAGAUGGAUAAACGACAGGUUUAUGACUAUGGUGGCGAAGACAUUCGUUGGAGAUCAAAAGGAAAAAGAUGGGCGAGUCAACCGUCAUAUAUUUUCUGCAGAUUUCAUGCAGAAAAUGGUGGCGAAUCCUUUAAGGUGGAAAUGGGAGGACCAUGAAAAAGAAAUAUUACCUGAAUAUAUUGGAUACAAUAUCGGGGAUUGCGAUUUCAUUUUUGGUCCUACUCUAUUUGAAGAUCAUUGGUUUUGUUAUGUUUUUGAGACAAAGACCAUGACCUUCCACGCCCUUGACUCGUUGGUUGAUAGCAUCACAUUCAUGAGAUUACAAGCCGAGGAAGAAGAAGCAAAGAAGAAGGGGGGUGAGCAACAACAUGACGCAAAGAAGAAGAAAAAGAGGACAAGUAAAAGGCAGUUCGACCCCAAACAGUUCAUGGCAACACAAACUUUGUCACUGGAUGCUAUACUAGUUGUCACCGGAUCAUCUGUUACUUGUCACUGGAUGCCAUGCUAG